AUGUCUGAACUUGAUUUCGUUGGUAAAUUUUUGAGUUUGGCCGCUUUGAAUGAGCCAAAACUUGCAUCGAACUACCGCAAACCAUUACAUGAAGUUACAAACCUUGGUGUUUCGUUGCCCCCAUUGAGGUACAAAUAUGAUCCAAGUAAAUCACAUUCUAAGAGUAUCUCUAAAGUUGUAGAAGUUACCAUCAAAUCGAUCAAAGCGCCUAAAUUUGUUCAUUCCAAAAGCUUCGAAUCUACCGAUACCGUGGGUCAGAUCAAGGAAUUCUUAGUGGAAACCGAGCCUGAGAUAUAUACAACUGGUCAAAUCAAGUUGUUGUUAAAGGGUAAAGUCCUCCACGACACUCAAUUGGUCUCCGAUUUGAACCAGGAUAAAAUAUCCCUUGUCGCAAUGGUUUCCAAAGCAGAGAAACCUGUGGAAACAGCACCUUUGCCGAAACCAGCGCAGGAACCUGAACCUGAACUUGAGUUGAUGGAUGUCGAUAUGGAGGAUCCACAGUUGGAUCUUUCAUCUCAAACAGAUAUUGAUUUGCCUUGGGAUAAAAUUAGAACCGUUUUAGAGAGUAGCUUGGAUGCUAGCACGGCCUCAGUGGCCCUUGGAAGGCUACAGAAAGGUUGGGAGUUGAGUAAGUAA
Kluyveromyces lactis is the source of this 636-nucleotide messenger RNA. RefSeq names its product Mdy2p (gene MDY2). NCBI's taxonomy places the organism in Eukaryota, Fungi, Ascomycota, Saccharomycetes, Saccharomycetales, Saccharomycetaceae. The transcript has a single exon. The record is from RefSeq and is a predicted model, not a curated record. Bases 1 to 636 code for a protein of 211 amino acids. Gene Ontology annotation, molecular function: protein binding.